This is a messenger RNA of Macrosteles quadrilineatus (aster leafhopper), 1138 nucleotides long. Its product is annotated as serine/threonine-protein phosphatase alpha-2 isoform-like. Gene Ontology annotation, molecular function: protein serine/threonine phosphatase activity. The record is from RefSeq and is a predicted model, not a curated record. Lineage: Eukaryota; Metazoa; Arthropoda; Insecta; Hemiptera; Cicadellidae. Bases 95 to 1075 code for a protein of 326 amino acids. Gene Ontology annotation, cellular component: nucleus; cytoplasm. The transcript has a single exon.
CCACAUCCAAAAUAUUUACUAAAAUGGAUUGAAAACAAAUUUUAACAAUUUAUAAAACUUUUAGAUUAAUUACAAACAACAAAUUCUUGUUACGAUGGAUGACAGAACAAAUGUUGAUAACAUCAUCGAGAGGCUAUUGGAGGUCCGAAUCAACACUAGACCCGGCAAGAACGUUCAGAUAGCUGAAAAUGAGAUACGCCUUCUCAUUUCAAAAUCUCGUGAGAUAUUUCUAGCUCAGCCGAUGCUGCUGGAUUUAGACGCACCUUUGAAGAUCUGUGGAGACAUCCACGGACAAUAUUACGAUCUCUUACGACUGUUUGGAGCUGGAGGAUUUCCUCCGAGCAACAACUACUUGUUUCUUGGCGACUAUGUUGACAGGGGAAAGCACUCCAUCGAAACUAUCUGUCUCCUCAUGAGCUACAAGAUCAAGUAUCCCGAAAACUUCUUUCUACUAAGAGGUAAUCAUGAGUGUGCGAGCAUCAACAGGAUUUACGGAUUCUACGACGAGUGCAAACGAAGAUAUAACAUAAAGUUGUGGAAGGCAUUUUGCGACUGCUUCAACUGUCUACCAGUGGCUGCUGUCAUAGACGAGAAGAUCUUCUGUUGCCAUGGAGGACUCAGUCCUAACCUCAACAGUAUGGAACAGAUCCGACUGAUCGGUCGACCCACAGAUAUCCCUGACCAAGGACUUCUAUGUGAUUUACUUUGGGCCGAUCCCUCUGAAGAUGUUGUUGGUUGGGGUGAGAAUGAUCGUGGGGUCUCUUUUACCUUUGGAAGAGAAAUUGUUUCACGAUUUUUAAUCAAAUUUGAUUUUGAUUUGAUUGUUCGUGCUCAUCAAGUCGUUGAAGAUGGCUAUGAGUUUUUUAGCAACAGACAACUUGUGACUAUAUUCUCUGCGCCCAACUACUGCGGGGAGUUCGACAAUGCCGCUGCGUUAAUGUCUGUUGACGUUAAUUUGAUGUGCUCUUUUCAAAUUUUAAAACCAACUGAGAGAAGCUCGGGAUUUAUGAAGUUUCCAAAGGGGUUCAUGGCCUCACGAAAUCCCGCGAUAGUUCAGCAUAAACCUAAAAAAUAGCACAUUUGAAAUUAAGUUAAUUAAUUAAAAAAAACUUACAUUAUACUUUUUGUCUGAAUAACU